AUUCCCCGGAUCAUAUUAAGGCAAUGACUCAAGAAGAAGAGUUGCUCGAGCCAAGCAUCAGUCCCGGACAAGUGCUGAUCAUCACACUCAGAGAGGAGCCGGAUUGGAUUGAUGAGAUUACUAGGUACAUCCUCGACGGGUCGCUACCUACCGACCCAAUCGCCGCAAAGGUGGUAAAGCGACGUGCACCCAGCUACACGCUGGAGUGCGGUCGACUGUACAAGCGAUCGUACAAUGGUACAUUGUUGAGGUGCUUAAGAGCAGGAGAGGCUCAGAAGCUGAUGGAAGAAAUCCAUGAAGGAAUAUGCUCAGCACAUCAGGGAGCCUUCACGAUGUCCAGGAAGGUAACCCUACAGGGAUACUUUUGGGCAACAAUUAUUAGAGAUUGCGCAGAAUACGUGCGCAAAUGCAAGGUUUGUCAGGAAUUCCAAAGGGUGCCGGGGCGACCGGCGACGAAUUACACCCCGAUCAGUACGGCAAUUCCCUUUGCUCGGUGGGGCAUUGAUCUGGUGGGCAUUCUGCCUCGGGGGACCAGGAACAACACAUACCUAGUGGUCGCGAUCGACUACUUUACCAAGUGGGUCGAGGCCGCUCCUGUGCCGACCAUCACUGAAGAGCAGAUGAGGAUGUUCGUUUCCAAGCAAAUCUUGUGCCGCUUUGGGGUACCCCAGCAGAUCAUCACCGACAAUGGAACCCAAUUCGAGGCCAGAGGAUUCAACGAGUUCCUACAGAGUUGGGGCAUAAAUCACAGUUAUGCAGCGGUCGGGUACCCUCAAACCAAUGGACAGGUCGAGAACACCAAUCGCACCAUCAUGGACGGUCUCAAGAAGAAGAUAAUGGAGUGCAAAAGUGCCUGGGUAGAGGAAUUGCCCUACAUCUUGUGGACCUACAGAACUACCCCAAGGAAGGCCACAGGUGAAACUCUUUUCUCGCUCACAUAUGGAUUUGAAGCAAGGGCUCCAGCGGAGACCUCAUUGUUGAGUUAUAGAGUGGAGACAUUUAAUGCACAAGAGAAUGAAGAAAACUUGAGGGCAGAACUGCACCUCAUUGACGAGCGAAGGGAAAGGGCAUACAUGCGGGCAGAAAACUACCGCCGAUAGGUCAAGUCAUAUCACGACCAACAGGUGCGACCAAGGCGGUUCAAGGUGGGCGACUGGGUCCUUCGGAAAAGGCAAGUCAGUCGGCCGACCGAUGGAGGGAAGUUUGCUAAAAGCUUCGAAGGGCCAUACAUCACAAAGGAGGUGUUGGCUGAUGGGACGUUUAGAUUGCAAACUCCGGCCGGAGGCGACGUUCCUCGAAUGUGGAAUGCCUCCAACCUUGUCAAAUUCUAUCAGUAGAUUGUAUCCCAGCUAUGUUUCUCUCUUGAAGUUUAAUAAAACUAGCAUUCUGGC
Messenger RNA from Cuscuta campestris, 1391 nucleotides. The record is from the annotation of a GenBank genome assembly. NCBI's taxonomy places the organism in Eukaryota, Viridiplantae, Streptophyta, Magnoliopsida, Solanales, Convolvulaceae.